This is a messenger RNA of Racocetra persica, 264 nucleotides long. The record is from the annotation of a GenBank genome assembly. Lineage: Eukaryota; Fungi; Glomeromycota; Glomeromycetes; Diversisporales; Gigasporaceae.
AUGAUUAUUUUAACACACCUAAAGUCUGGAGCUAUAUUCCUUUCUCUCGGAGUAUUGUUAUUAUGCGAUUUGACUUCGUCUCAAUGGACAAAAAGAUUAAAUCGUAGAGAUAUCCCUGAAAGUCAUAUUAAAUUCAAUAAACCGCGUAUUUGUGAUAGCGUUAAACAGUAUUCAGGAUAUGUUGAUGUUAGUAGCACUAAACAUUUAUUUUUUUGGUUUUUCGAAUCGAGAAGUAAUCCUGACAAAGAUCCGCUCGUUCUUUGG